Messenger RNA from Verticillium alfalfae VaMs.102, 3315 nucleotides. RefSeq names its product alpha-mannosidase. Gene Ontology annotation, cellular component: fungal-type vacuole membrane. The coding region runs from base 1 to 3315 and encodes 1104 amino acids. Gene Ontology annotation, biological process: oligosaccharide catabolic process; mannose metabolic process. Gene Ontology annotation, molecular function: alpha-mannosidase activity; carbohydrate binding. The record is from RefSeq and is a predicted model, not a curated record. Lineage: Eukaryota; Fungi; Ascomycota; Sordariomycetes; Glomerellales; Plectosphaerellaceae. The transcript has 7 exons.
AUGUGCUCUCACGGAGCUGACAGCCACGACCACGGCGCGCCGCCGCCGGCCCCCGCCACCACGGCCAAGCCGUACCCCCUCAGAGCCCCGGCGCCUGUUGGGAAGAAGAUCACCUCCCUGUACAAGAAGCGACUGGUCAAUUUUUUCACGCCGGGACAAUGGGAGAAAGUCAACCUGUUGGCGUCGUUGAAUCACGGCGCCUACUCCAGCGCACCACACGUCAAACUCUCCGUCUGGGACGCACCUGGCACCACGCGUCCUACGUUUCUCGAGGCGACGGCCGACGCCAACGCGUUCCGCGACGCGCGGGUCGGCGAAGCCUUUGGCCCCUCGUGGACGACGCACUGGUUCCGUUGCCAACUCACGCUGCCCGAGGCCCUCUGCGACGAGGGCGUUCACGUCGAGCUUCACUGGGACUGCAACAAUGAGGCUACCGUGUGGACUGCCGACGGCGAGCCGCUUCAGGGUCUCACCGGCCGUGGCGAACGCGUCGAGUGGGUCGUCCCCGCGUCCUUCAAGGACGGCAGAGAGCACGUCGUCUACCUCGAGAUGGCCUGCAACGGCAUGUUCGGCAACGGACCCGGUAGGCCCAUCUUCAAGAACAAUGCCGGCGGCGACUCGAUCCAGCCGCCGGACCAGGACAAGUACUUCAAGCUUGCCAAGGCCGAACUCGUCGCCGUGAACCUCCCGGCGAGGAUGCUGCACAUGGAUUUCACCAUUAUCAACGACGCCGCCAUGGAGCUGGCCGAGGACACGUGGGAGCAGCACGAGGCGCUCAACGUGGCGGGCAGGAUCAUUGACACGUUCAGAGUCGGCGAUGAAAGCUCCAUCGCCAAGUGCCGCAAGAUUGCCGCCGAGUUUCUCGGUGAUGAUAUCGAUUCGCCGGCCGUGUAUGAGACCAAGCUGGACCGGAGGCCGACCAUCUAUGCCAUUGGGCAUUGCCAUAUUGACACGUGCUGGCUCUGGCCGUGGGCUGAGACGAAACGCAAGGUCGUCCGAUCGUGGUCGAACCAGUGUGACUUGAUGGACCGCUAUCCCGAGCUCAACUUUGCGUGCUCGCAGGCGCAGCAGUUCAAAUGGCUCAAGGAGAUUUACCCCUACGGCUGGGAGCGCGUCAAGGCCAAGGUCAAGUCUGGACAGUUCCACCCCAUCGGGGGGUCCUGGGUUGAGCAUGACACCAACCUGCCCUGUGGCGAGUCGCUCGUGCGUCAGUUUCUCUACGGCCAGCGCUUUUUCGAGGCCGAAUUUGGAUUCCGCUCGACGACGUCUUGGCUGCCGGACACGUUUGGCUUCUCGUGCCAGAUUCCUCAGAUUUGUCGGCUGGCUGGCAUGCCGAGGUUCAUGACGCAGAAGCCUUGCUUCAACAGCGUCAAUGAAUUUCCUCACACGACAUUCAACUGGGUUGCACUCGAUGGCAGCCAGGUGAUUUGCCACAUGCCUCCGUGCAAGACGUACACCGCCGAGGCCAACUAUACCGAUAUUACGAAGAGCAUCUCCAAUCACAAAUCCCUGGAUCAGGACAACACGGCUCUCAUGGCUUUCGGCAAAGGCGAUGGCGGUGGCGGCCCGACGUGGCAGCACUUGGAGAGGAUGAGGCGACUCCGAGGUAUGGCUGAUACCACGGGCGUCAUCCCCCGCGUUCACGCCGGUGCGACGGUUGAUCAGUUCUUCGAUCGUCUCGAGAAGAAGGCCUCGAGUCUCGUGACGUGGUAUGGUGAGCUCUACUUUGAGCUGCACCGUGGCGUGUACACUACGCAGGCGCGUACCAAGCUGCACAACCGCAGCUCCGAGAUUCUCCUGCACGACAUUGAGCUGCUCGCGACGAUUGCUUCGAUCCAAGAUAAGGGGUACAAAUACCCGAAAAAGGAGCUCGAUGAGAUGUGGCAAGGCGUCCUGCUCUGCCAGUUUCACGACUGCCUUCCUGGCACUGCUAUUGAGAUGUGUUACGAUGACUCGGAAAAGAUUUACGCCAAUGUUAAGGAGACAGGCGUGGUACUUUUGCAGCAAAUCUUCACCGUUCUUGGUGUCGACACGAAUGCUGCCGUCGAUAUUCAAAGUCUCGAGUCCGCUGUUGCCCUUAACACGCUGCCGUGGCCGCGUAAGGAGCUGAUCGACGUUUCGGAGACGGAAGUCGUGGUCGCUUCCGGCGAGGGUCAUGCGCUUGCUGUCGAAUCUUUCCAGACCUCCUCCGACAACGACAAGGCUGUCACCGUCCAAGAGAUCACACCCGGCCUGUUCCAGUUACAGAACGCUCAUUUAACUGUCAAGGUCGAGAACGGAGCCAUAACGUCUGUCUACGAUCGCCGAGCUAAGCGGGAGACGCUGGCCGGCAAGGCGAACCAGUAUGUUGUCUUCGACGACAAGCCGAUCUACUGGCAAGCGUGGGACGCCGAGGUGUACCACUUGGACACGCGUGAAGAACUGAGCAACUCGAAUACCACGAUCCACGAGGACAAGGGCCAUCGCGCGAGCGUCGUGACGGCGACGCGCAUCAGCGAGAACAGCUCCAUCAGGACGACUAUCUCCCUCACAUCCGCCCUCGACGAACAGCCAUCUCUCAUCGAGGGCACUGCAGACGUUGAUUGGCACGAGACGAUGAAGUUCUUGAAGGUUGAGUUCCCGGUCAAGGUCAGCAACACUGAGGCCUCUUACGAGACGCAAUACGGUGUCAUCAAGCGACCGACGCAUUACAACACCUCAUGGGACAUGGCCAAGUUCGAAGUCUGCUGCCAUAAAUUUGCCGACCUUUCAGAACACAAUUACGGCGUCUCCAUUCUCAACGACAGCAAAUACGGCUUCGCAACGGUUGGCAACGUCAUGCGCCUCUCGCUGCUAAGAUCACCCAAGGCACCCGACGGCAACGCCGACAUGGGCCGCCACCGGAUUCGCUGGGCCAUGAUGCCGCACCGCGGAGGGCUCGGUGCGCCGACCGUGCGCGCCGCGUUCAAUUUUAACAAUCCCCUCCGUCUCGUGGCCACUCCCCAGGGCAGGCCGAAUGUACUGGCAAAUGCCCCGAUUGCGCUCACCGGAGAUGACAACCUUGUCUUGGACUGGAUCAAGCGCGGCGAAGAUGACGAAGACGUGUCGCUCGAUGACCUCCCGAAGAGAAAGAGCAAGAGUGUUGUCGUGCGGGUGUAUGAUGCCGUGGGUGGUUUCUCUAGAGGAACGAUCAAGACGAGGUUUGCGGUGGAUAAGGUGUUCAAGACGAACAUCCUUGAGGAUGAUAUCGAGGAGGUUGCUUUUGAGGGCGGCUCGUUUGAUAUUUCGCUGGAACCUUUCGAGAUUGCGACGUACCGUGUUUUGUUGAAGGACUGA